Panicum virgatum (switchgrass) is the source of this 1367-nucleotide messenger RNA. RefSeq names its product cyclase-like protein 1. The record is from RefSeq and is a predicted model, not a curated record. The coding region runs from base 240 to 1064 and encodes 274 amino acids. Gene Ontology annotation, molecular function: arylformamidase activity. Lineage: Eukaryota; Viridiplantae; Streptophyta; Magnoliopsida; Poales; Poaceae. The transcript has 6 exons.
AUUAGCUACUGGUACUUGCCACCAACUCUGUUCUGAUGACGAGUGCUAUGCUUUUUUACUAGAAAACCUCGAAGCUUUCUCCUCCGGCAUCCGCCCUUCCCAAUCGCUGAAAAAAUCGAGUGGCUUGCUGCUAUCAUGUGAUGUCUGACAUGUGCUAGAAAAGUCCACAGGGCUGCUCAGCUGCUCCUCCUCGAUUCCUCAUCUUGUCGCCAGUCUGAGCUGCGAGCUUGGGAUCGACCAUGUCUGCUCCUCCUCCUCUGAUGGCGAUGCUCCUAGCGGUCGCCGUGAUGCUGGCGCCCCGUGCUCCCGUCGCCCGUGGCAGCGGCGCCCACCCGGCCUACCCGGACGCCGGCGGCACCUGCGGGCCGGCCGCUGCCGGCGCGGAGGCGCGGCUGGAGGAGCACGGCGGCGGGCGGAUCAUCGACAUCACGCACGCGUACCGACCGGAGCUGCCGGCGCCCGGGCGGGACGGCGGGCUGGGUCCGGUGACCCGGCUCGCGGAGUCCAUGGCCAACGGGUCCGUCAGCAACGUGUCGGAGCUGCGCAUGCUGGUGCACUCCGGGACCCAUGUCGACGCGCCGGGCCAUAUGGUGCAGGCGCACUUCGAGGCCGGCUUGGACGUCGACAAGCUCGACCUCGACGUCCUCAAUGGGCCUGCAUUGCUCAUUGAUGUUCCAAGAGACACAAACAUAACAGCCGAAGCAAUGGAAUCCCUAAAUAUCCCUAAAGGAGUUCGUCGGGUUCUAUUCAGGACACUGAACACAGACAGGAAGCUGAUGUGGACAAAGGAAAUCGACACGAGUUUUGUUGGGUUUACAGAGGAUGGUGCGCAGUGGUUACUUGAUAACACUGACAUCAAGCUAGUUGGGGUUGACUAUCUAUCAUUUGCAGCAUUUGAUCACUUGAUUUCAGCCCAUUUGGUCUUUUUAAAUAACCCGGACAUAAUCCCAAUAGAAGGUCUGAAACUAGAUCAUGUAAAGGCUGGAAUAUACACGUUGCACUGCUUACCUCUCAGACUGAUCGGAUGUGAUGGCUCACCAAUCAGGUGCAUCCUUAUCAAGUGACCACGCGGUACUACUGCUGAAGGUGACAGUGUAUCAUGCCAGCUGAUACUGCAUCCUGGCACAAAUACCACCUCUGUAUGAAAGGAAAUGUUUGACUCCAUUUUGAUAUGUUUGUGAACUCAACAAGGAAACGUCAAUAAUUUACUACUGACAUGUCACAUGUCCAUGUUUGUACGAAAGACUUACAGUGGUUCACAUGGGAGGCAAAUGCUGUCUGCUUGUUUUGAACUGUUAUUUCAAUAUUAUAAUCUGUAAUAGUAGCUAUAUCUGCAAUUCUCCAUUACUAGCAGUACCUAAAGCUUA